This is a messenger RNA of Oryctolagus cuniculus (rabbit), 6192 nucleotides long. RefSeq names its product KRAB domain containing 3 (gene KRABD3). Gene Ontology annotation, biological process: regulation of DNA-templated transcription. NCBI's taxonomy places the organism in Eukaryota, Metazoa, Chordata, Mammalia, Lagomorpha, Leporidae. The record is from RefSeq and is a predicted model, not a curated record.
CACAGCUGCCGAAGUCCAGGGCUCCGGGCGGAAGCGGGACCACCCCUCCAGGGAUGCGAAGCGCUGGGGGCGGGCUCGGCGAGGUUCGGGGCGGGUCCGGCUGCGCCUCCCCUGCCCCUCCCUUGAGGCCAGAGCUCCCCAACCCGCCCCCCGCGCCGAGCCGGGCCACCGCUGCUGUGUGUCCCGGCGCAGCCUGCGGGCUUGGAGCGGGCGAAGGCGUCUGGGCCCGCGCCGGAAACUGGGUCAGCCGAAGAGCGGCCGGGAGACUGAGUCCCGCCAUGGCGCGCCAGGUGACCAUCACCUUCAAGGACUUGGCCGUGAGGUUCUCUGAGGAGGAGUGGCGGCUCCUGGAGGAGAGGCAGAGGGAGUUCUACCGAGAGGUGAUGCGUGAGAACUACGAGACUCUGGUAUCUGUGGGGACAGCUGAGCUGCUCCCCCUCUCUGCUUUCCUGUCACCUAUGGAGCCUGGAAGAGCAAUAGGGGGAGGGGAACGUGCUGAUAAAGGACAAGAGCCUCUUGCUAGGGGAGGCCCCCAGGGAGGAAAACCCCAGCAUAGCUUGCACCUUACGGCCCUGGUGCAGCUGGUGAAGGAGAUUCCAGAGUUCUUGUUCAGAGAAGUCAAGGGUACUGUGGACAGCCCUGAGAGCCGAGGAGCCAGCCUGGAUGGGGAUGGAGCAAGUUCCGAAGCAGCAGCUGUGGCAGUAGACAACUGUCCUCUCCAAAGCCAGCUCAGCUGCCUUCCGGACAGCCCCAGUGAUUGGCAGAGCCUGGCCACCACGCCCAGUGGCAGCUCAUCCUCCAGUGGCCUCCUCGGAGACAGGGGGCAGGGAAGCCCCCUCCCCAUCCCAGAAACUGUCAAUAAACCAUGGUCUACAGGGAAGGAAAGCCCAGGAUCUCCAACUGGGGAGCCCAGCCCUCCUACCUGUAGCCCCAGCAGGAGGAAGAGCCACAGAGGCACCCCAGGGGCAGGAACCUCUCCUGGGAGCAGCCCGUUACAGGGCCUCAUCAGCAGUCAGAAAGAAAUCCCUGUGCCCAGGCCCCAGCACCCUGAGGUGGCACCAAAACCACUGCCUCCUCCCCCCAGCCUGGUCUCCUCGAAGCUGACCAAAGUGGAGCUGGGGCCUGCCAGCCUGCCCUGGCCAGUAAAAACGGAGACAGCAUCAGGGGACUGUCCCCUCCAGGGCCUGCUGAACUGCCUGAAGGAGAUCCCAGAGGCCCGGGGCAGGCAUCCCAACCCCUCUCGAGCAAGGGACCCACAGCCGCAAGAGGAGCCAGGGGCCUGGAAAAGGACUUCCGGAGGGCCUGGACAUCACCAGACACCGCCUCCCCACCCUGGUCCUGGCUCUGGCAGUGUGCUCGCUGUGGUGAAGAUGGAAGACAGCUGGACCCAGAGUCCGCCAGUGCCCACAUCCUGCCAGCUUACCAUGCAGAUUCCCAGCCUCUCUACCUCCAGAGACACCAGAGGGGUCCGAGCACCCUACUGGGGCCCCGUGGCUCAAGCUGGCAGGGCCUCAAGCUCACCUCUGGAAGCCCUGGAGGCCUGUCUGAAGGGCAUUCCCCCAAGUGUGUCGUCCCUUCCCCAGCCACUGGCCGCCUCUUGGUCCCAGAGCCCCCAACCAGGAGACCCUGGGUCUCGGAAGCCCGAGCUGCGUCCUCACGGAUCACAUAGUGAAGAGGUAACCAAGGAACCUCUUCUGCAUCUGGCCCCACGGGGCUGUGUGAGAGAAGGCCCUGCCCGGCCCUCAGGCCCCCGAGGCACCCCCACCGGCUUCUCCUCUGCCAGCAGCACUGAUGGGGACCUGGAUUUUGGAAGCCCUGUGGGAAACCAGGGACAGUGGCCCAGGAAAGGAAGCCCACUGGGAAGCUCCCCACUCCAGGGUCUAGAGAACUGUCUCAAAGAAAUACCUGUGCCCAGGCCACAGCCUGCCUGGCCCUGCUCCUCAGCAGCAGACAGGGGACCAAGGAGAAUGGAACUCAGGAACUGGGCAGCAGACAAGGAAGGACUGAGGGGCGAGGCCUGUGAGCCAGCCCAUCCCGGGCAGGGUGGGGGAGAAGUACCCGCCAGGAGCCUCCAUCUGGCCAGCCCACAGGCCUUCUCUUCCAGCUGCAUCCCUGCCUGCCACCAGCGAGGGCUCAAAGACCACAGGACCGCCAGGCCAGGACCUGAGAGGUGGCUCCAAGAUGGGGCACCCACCAGACCCUCCCCACUGCACUGCCUGGAGACCUCUCUGCGGGAGAUCUUGCCAGUGAGGCCCUUGCGCUUUGCCUGCUUGGCUGGCCCUGGCCCCAGCCCCAGCCCUAGCUCCAGCUCCAGCCUGAGCAGCUCUGACGGAGAAGACCUGAGGCUGGAGCCUGAGGUCUGGCAGCAGCCCCUGCAGGAGAGGGACCGCCUUCCCAGCUGUAGGCAUCCUGUCCCUUUGUCCCCAAGCCCUGGUAGGGCCCCUGCUGGCAGCAGUGGCAGCAGUCCUGGUGAAGCCCCCGGGAGAACAGAACCCCAAAGCUGCAGCAACGUCAGUGCAGGAGGAAGAGCAGAAGAGGUGACGGAAGGCAGGUCCCAGUUGCCAGAGAGAGAAGACAGCAACUGCCAGCCUGGUGCCCCCAGCAGUGCCAGAGAAGGAAGAGUCGGAAGAGCAGCUGAGAGUCCCUGCCCUGCCCCAAGGCUAGAGAAAAGGCCCAGGCCUGAGGCUGGUGAAGAACCCAGGGGCCUGGAGCCUGAGCACAGAAGGCCCAGUAUUACAGCCAGGACCCAAGGGAGGCUGCUCCCCAGGGGCCAGCCCAAGCCGGACAGUGAGUCUCCCCAGCCAGAGCUGCCCCCUCUGGCAGCCGUCUCCCCUGCAUUGCCAGCUGCGUGCCACUGUGGGAAGCCCUUGCAGCAGGAGCUGCACAACCUCGGUGCCGCCCUCGAGGAGAAGCUGGAUCGGCUUGCUACGGCCCUGGCAGGCCUGGCUCAGGAAGUGGCCAACAUGAGGACCCAAGUGGAUCGGCUGGGGAGGCGCCCACGGGGCCCUGGGUCAAAGGGCCAGGCUCCCUGGCCAUGGACCCUCCCCCAGGGACCGCGCUGGGGCCAUGGCCUUGGUCGCAGACAUAUGCCCUACUGGAGACAGAAAGGCCCCACCAGGCCUAAACCAAAGAUCCUCCGGGUGCAGACAGAAGGCUGCAGGGCUGGCGAUUCCCCAGGACUCCCCCGUGGGAGGGUACGCCUGGCGCCUCAGCUACCUUCGGAUGCUUCCCCUGCAGAGCCUUCUGGGCCCAACCACAGCCCACCCCAGCAGCCUGUCUCCUCAGCACCCAGCUGCUAUGCUGCGCUGACUGGGCACCCUCCCCUCAGACAUACUGGGGGCCACCAGGUGCCCCCUCCCCCUUUAGUGCCUGUUGCCUUACCUCCCCAGGUGGCCUCUCCUGCCACCAGUGCAGAUGCAGAACCAACCAGGAUCUCAAGCCAGCCCAAGGAGUUGAACGGCCUGCUGGGGGGUGUACAGAGAGCCCUCCAGGAGGAGCUGUGGGGUGGUGAGCAUAGGGACCCACGGUGGGGGGCUCAUUAACUGUGUUCUUCACCAGUCUAGCCCUGCAGGAUGUCUACCCUAGCCAUGCUUUCCCUGGGGACAUGUCUCCCUCACCACCUGCUCCCCUGGCCCUUCCACUGCUGGAGUCUCACCUGGUGUCCUGACUGUGCCGGGCCCUGGGUGGUAUCUGCUCAGGAGGACCAGGAGGGGGGUGCAUUCCUCAGCCACUGAGUGGCUAUCUUGGCUCAGGUUCAAUCGGAUGUUGCUUCCCCCAGCUGGCCAGCUUCACAGGUGUGUUAUGUAUAUACAUGCACAGGGUGUCCCCUGUUGCUGUGGGGCAGCUAAGCGGGCACUCUUCACUACCUGCCAUCCCUGGUCUCAGAAGUAAAUACUGGCACAGAUCUCAUUUUGGAAAUACUUUGCCCCUUGGUCCCAGCUGGAUUUACCCCUGUAGAUUCUAACAUUAAAGAGUUAGCUGCUAAGGAAAGGCCCUUGGCUCCUGAAAACAUACACUCCGUGGGCCCACGGUGGGUGCAGUUGACUGAGUUUUGCCAGUAGAACAGUGGGGAUGGGUCGGCCAAUGGUGUCUCCCCUGCGGACACAUGCGAGAGAAUUCAGGAACGUGCUGCUAAGGCUCAGGGCUCAGCUAAGGCUGGGGAAAGCUUUCCCAAACAACUCCCUGGGAAAAUGCACACGCUGAGGAAUCCAACGACGAUGUUUUCUUUUGUCAGUUCUGGAGGCCAGAAGUCAAAAUCAAGGUGUUGUCAGGGUUGAUUUUGUGGCUGGGAGGGAGGGAUCUCCCCGGGCCUGUCCUCUCGGCUGUAGCUGGCCAUGUUUGUGUUCACAGGCAUCUGCUACAUGUGUCACCUCACAGCCCCUUUGUACUGGGACACCAGUUGUCCUGAAUUAGGGUUCACCCUCAUGCAUUCACUGUUACUUGAUUACCUGUAGAAAGACUCUAUCAAGUCAGGUCAUGUUCUGAGGUUCUGGGCCUAGGACUCCAAUAUAUGAAGUGGGGGUGGGAGUAUGGCGCAGCCCAUGACACACUGGGCAGGCCUUGGGGUCAUCUUGUAAAAGCUGUGACUAGUGUCACUGGGCCUGCUUCUGUGCUGUCCGCUCCCAGCAGUUGACUGUGCACUGGAGCAGGCUGCCUGCCAUUCUACCUCAGGCUGAGUUCAACCUGAGUUCCAUAUUUAAUCUGAGAGAUCUUUAAGGAACUGAGCUGUCUUACCACGUGGGCCUGGGAAAGCCUGCUUAGCUAUGGGCUGGCACAUUUAGCUCUGCCAUCAGGGCUCUGGGGAAUCUAGUGUGCUAUUGUGGAAGCCUAGGACAGCGGGCCACUGCUUGCCCUGGUAUGGCUCUAAAGUCCCGCCUUUGGAGACACACAAAGGCCUAUGCUCCACCUCCCUUGUGAGUGUGGGCCAGACAGCCUUGCCUGGGGCUCCAGAACUGAAGCUGUCUUUGUGCUGCCCUGGUGGGAGGAGCCAGGUCUCCACAGAGCAGACUGGAGAGGAGGCAGGGCAGACGGGUGAUAACAGGAGGUUAGAGUGUUUCAGGACUAGAUCAAGGGCCAAGGUGAUGGAAGCAGCACUACUGAGGUCAGGUGGGUAGGGUGUUUGGAGUGAACAGUCUCACAGCUACAUCUGAUGCAGAGAACAGAAGUGCCCUGAAGAACUCAGGAGAAUGAGCCCAGCUCCCUUAGAGAAUAUGCAGGAAGCAACAUGGGGCACAUUUUAGAGCCAAUAGAAAGAGGUUAGGACUCGGUUAUGGAGCAGAGCCGAGAAGACCUCCCUGUGGCCCCUCCCACUCCCUUCUCCAUUUCCCUUACGGAGGUGUUGGGGUCCAUGGGAGGGGUCUACCAUACACCUGUGUGUGGUAGGUGAAGGAUAGUUUUGCCUUGUGGCUGCGAUGCCAGCCAUGCAGCAUGCAGAGGAAAAGGAGUUUGGUGUGGUUUGGGACCUUGCUCCUGCUGCACAGCUUUUCACUGUAUGGCUGGGAAGAGAGUCUUCCUCCUCAGCACGGCUACCCAGCACCCAGCAGUGCCCUCCCCCACUGAGCAAGCUCCUUACCGCCUGUGCCUGCUGUCACAGGCAAGGAUAUUCAGGAGUCCAGAUCCAAUUAGGCUGUAUAAUAAGUUCAGGAGACAUAACGCAGAAUAGAAUAGAAAGAAGUUGCCUGAGCUGUGGCUAUCUCCAUUACUCAGGAAGUGGGUCCCUGGGUCUCAGUCCUGUCCACUGCCACAAAUAUUCACUUUUGAAAAAAAAGAAAAAAAGCAGUGAAGUGCCCCACCCCCCACCCUCAUGUCUCCAGGCCACCACUGAGGGGUCUGAGGGCAGGGAGGCUGGAAUGGGGGUGGUGCCAGGGCCACAGCUGGCUGCCUGUGAUGUCCAGUGAUCCUUGCUUCCUCUUAACAGAAGCAUGGCACUCGGGCAGGACAGACUUGCCGUGCCCCUUGUGUGUCUUUGCAUCUUAGAUGUGGCUCCGGUGAACAGCCCGCAGCUGGGUCUGGUCUUGUAACGUGUUUGGACAAAUGUUCAUCUGUACUUAGAGCCCAUGAACCAUUUAAGUGUGUUAUGGCUACUGUGUUUGGGUUUGAACAUCCACCUUAUGGUGUGGUCCCUCUUGAGGGUUGUAUUGUUUUUGUUUCUGUUUGCUUUUUUAAUCUUCAUUCCUGCCUUCAUAUUUACAA